This is a messenger RNA of Kazachstania africana CBS 2517, 1035 nucleotides long. It is a transcript of the gene KRR1, whose product is annotated as ribosome biosynthesis protein KRR1. Gene Ontology annotation, cellular component: small-subunit processome; nucleolus. The transcript has a single exon. The record is from RefSeq and is a predicted model, not a curated record. Gene Ontology annotation, molecular function: RNA binding. Lineage: Eukaryota; Fungi; Ascomycota; Saccharomycetes; Saccharomycetales; Saccharomycetaceae. The coding region runs from base 1 to 1035 and encodes 344 amino acids.
AUGGUGUCUACUUACAAUAAGGAAAAGCCUUGGGAUACUGAGGAUAUCGAUAAAUGGCAAACUGAAGAGUUUAAACCAGAAGAUAAUGCCUCUGGUUUACCAUUUGCAGAAGAAUCAAGUUUUAUGACUUUGUUCCCAAAAUACAGGGAAAGUUACUUGAAAUCUGUUUGGAAGGAUGUUACCAAGGCACUUGAAAAGCAUCAUAUUGCAUGCAUUUUAGAUUUGGUUGAAGGUUCUAUGACCGUUAAGACUACUAGAAAGACUUACGACCCUGCCAUCAUUCUGAAGGCAAGAGAUUUAAUCAAAUUAUUAGCACGUUCUGUUCCAUUCCCACAAGCGAUCAAGAUUCUAGAAGAUAAUAUGGCCUGUGAUGUGAUAAAGAUCGGUAAUUUUGUGUCCAACAAGGAAAGAUUUGUCAAGAGAAGACAACGUUUAGUUGGUCCAAAUGGUAACACUUUAAAGGCAUUGGAACUAUUAACCAAAUGUUACAUACUUGUUCAAGGUAAUACAGUUAGUGCUAUGGGACCAUUCAAGGGCUUGAAGGAAGUACGUCGUGUGGUCGAAGAUUGUAUGUUAAAUGUACACCCAAUCUAUCACAUUAAAGAAUUAAUGAUUAAAAGAGAGUUAGCAAAGAAACCAGAAUUAGCCAACGAAGAUUGGUCAAGAUUCUUACCCAUGUUCAAGAAAAGAAAUGUUGCACGUAAGAAGCCAAAGAAGAUUAGAAAGGAAAAGAAAGUCUACACACCAUUCCCACCUACUCAAUUGCCUAGAAAGGUUGAUUUGGAAAUUGAAAGUGGUGAGUAUUUCUUAAGUAAGAAAGAAAAGGAAGUAAAGAAAUUAGAAGAACGUAAAGAAGAACAAGCUAAGAAACAAGAAGAGAAGGAAAAGGAAAGAAAAAAGAAUUAUAUUGCACCAAAGGAAGAAUCUUAUAAGAGUAGCAUAGAUAAGAAGAAGAAGAAGAGAAGCAAAAAUGUUGCCGAUGACGAAGCUGAAAUAGAUAAUUCAGAAAAAUCAGUUAAGAAACACAAGGCAUAG